Messenger RNA from Salvelinus fontinalis (brook trout), 2005 nucleotides. RefSeq lists its product as uncharacterized. Lineage: Eukaryota; Metazoa; Chordata; Actinopteri; Salmoniformes; Salmonidae. The record is from RefSeq and is a predicted model, not a curated record.
CAGGAGUGUAAAGUGUCUUCCAGCUCCUCAUCAGUCCAGAAGAAUUUCUCUCGUCCGGCCUGUCCAGCCAACCGCCGCCCUCCGUCACGCUGGGCUAGUUGCUCCACCUCUUCCUCCUCCUCCUCUUCCUCCACCCCUAUCAACCAGCCUUCAUCCGGCUCCGCCCACAAACACACCUCAUUCUCCUACUCAGCCUAUCACACGGAGACAGUCAUCAUCUGACCCCCAGCUGACCCUGUGUCUAAACCAAUAAGAUGCCUUUCGUUACUUUACUUUACUCUUUUCUCAAUUCAUCCUUCGUUGAUUCCUUCACAUCGAAGGCCCGAGUCCGGGUGGGGUGGGGGUGACCUUAGACCUUCUCCUCCAAUAUGGCUGUGAAGAAGGUGACGAUGAACUGAGAUAGAACCUGGCUCUUCCUCCAUCACCUCUGUACCAACAACCAAGACUGUUAUUACUACGACCAACCAGACGAUCAGGAGCUUUAGCUUGUGGACCAAUGGAGAGUUAGUUCACCGAUCAUCUUUAGAAUGUAAUCUCAUCGACCAUGUGGGAGGAGACGUUUCAGCUGUUCUACUAGAGGAACUCCAGGAUCCCCAAUGCUGACUGGUACCUCUGUGGCUUAGGCUGCCUCCCCAAUGCUGACUGGUACCUCUGUGGCUUAGGCUGCCUCCCCAAUGCUGACUGGUACCUCUGUGGCUUAGGCUGCAUCCCCAAUGCUGACUGGUACCUCUGUGGCUUAGGUUGCAUCCCCAAUGCUGACUGUACCUCUGUGGCUUAGGCUGCCUCCCCAAUGCUGACUGUACCUCUGUGGCUUAGGCUGCAUCCCCAAUGCUGACUGUACCUCUGUGGCUUAGGCUGCCUCCCCAAUGCUGACUGGUACCUCUGUGGCUUAGGCUGCAUCCCCAAUGCUGACUGGUACCUCUGUGGCUUAGGCUUGCAUCCCCAAUGCUGACUGGUACCUCUGUGGCUUAGGCUGCCUCCCCAAUGCUGACUGGUACCUCUGUGGCUUAGGCUUGCCUCCCCAAUGCUGACUGGUACCUCUGUGGCUUAGGCUGCCUCCCCAAUGCUGACUGGUACCUCUGUGGCUUAGGCUUGCCUCCUAAAUGGCACCCUAUUCCCUAUAUAGUGCGCACUACUUUAGACCAGAGCCCCCAUAGUGCCAUAGGGUGCUUUCGGGUCAAAAGUAGUGCACUAAAUAGGGAAUAGAGUGCCAUUUAGGAGGCAAAAUAUAUUCAACGCCAUUCACUUUACGUACUCUUUUAACUUUACGUGUUGCAUAAUAAUUACAGUAUUACAGAAAUAAAUGUUUGUUAUUUUUUACUUUAUAAUAUCAGAUGGAUUACAUUAAAACAGUCCUGUUUCUUCAUGUUUACCAAAAGGUGUCUACAACUUCUCUUAAAGAAAAAAAAGGACUGACGUGAUGCUUUUUAUUUUGAUUGGACAUCGCUGGCUGUUGUCGGGCAAGAUAGCUGACUAGCUCCUUGUGUGUUUGUUGGGGGGGGAGGGGCCAUGCUUAAAGGGGUAAUCUGCAGUUCAAACAAAAACACUUUACUAAUAGCAGAAUGACCCUUUUUUUUUAAGUUUUUGUUUUGUUUUAACAUGAUGAAAUGGACAGCGAGCCCUUUUCUACUGGUGGUCACUGUAACCGAUGGUUACCCACCCGGUCCCUAUUGAGUACAUUUACAUUUUACAUUUAAGUCAUUUAGCAGACGCUCUUAUCCAGAGCGACUUACAAAUUGGAAAGUUCAUACAUAUUUAUCCUGGUCCCCCCGUGGGAAUUGAACCCUGGUCCCCCCGUGGGAAUUGAACCCUGGUCCCCCCGUGGGAAUUGAACCCACAACCCUGGCGUUGCAAGCGCCAUGCUCUACCAACUGAGCCACACGGGACCACGAGUAAUACUACAGUCUGUUGAAUCAACGAGGUGGUGACCUCAUCACACAUGACUAUAUCAUGAACGUGAUGCCUUUGCUGUUCUUAAUUUGUGUAAUAAAUGUAGCUACAUAUU